Messenger RNA from Umbelopsis ramanniana AG, 2307 nucleotides. RefSeq lists its product as uncharacterized. The transcript has 6 exons. The record is from RefSeq and is a predicted model, not a curated record. Gene Ontology annotation, molecular function: zinc ion binding; protein binding. NCBI's taxonomy places the organism in Eukaryota, Fungi, Mucoromycota, Umbelopsidomycetes, Umbelopsidales, Umbelopsidaceae. Bases 1 to 2307 code for a protein of 768 amino acids.
AUGUUCAAUUUGACUGAGCCCUACAAGGUGUAUUAUACCGACGAUGAUAUGGAUGAAGUGACCGUUACUUCGAACCAAGAUUUAGCGGAAGCUCUCAGCAUGUUCCAAAGUCAGCAGAUAUCGUCCAAUAAGGGUGUAACAUGCCGCUUUACUAUCAAGAAAACCGGAAACAAAGGUGAACAGAAGCCCUCUGCUGAAAAAGAAAACGCUGGAGAUACGGCUGCCUCUAAUGCUUGGGCUGGUUUAGCUCAAAAUUUCGUUGAUCAUCUGGAACGAGAAAUGUCCUUUAUUCAAGAUAGUGCCCAAUCCAGUGCAUCUGCCAUUGCUGCUGCUGCAUCUGCUGCUGCUAACACUGCAACUCAGAAUUGGCAGCGAGCUUUCAAUCCUUCGCCCAGACAACCAUUCACUGCUACGAACCAAUCAGUGCCUACUCAGCAGCCUGAGACAGCGCUUCACACCAAUGUCAUGUGUGAUCAUUGUUAUCGCGCAGUUCGAGGAACUCGUUGGAAAUGCCAAGACUGCCGAGACUAUGAUCUUUGCGAUGGUUGCAAGACUGCUGGACAGCACAAUCAUCCUUCUCAUCACCGGUUCAGUGCUAUGCAGUCCUCUUCUCCUUCUCUUUGUAACUCGCACCCUCACUCACAUCCUCAUCGACAUUCGCAACAAAAUCGAACUCGUGGAUUUCAUCGAAACCGUAUGCCUCACCCUAUGCCCAUUGCCAGUUGUGACUUCUGCGAUUCUGUCAUAAGUGGAACCCGCUAUAAGUGCAAGGACUGCCCUGAUUUCGACUUGUGCGAAAGAUGCAUUGCUUUGGCCGACACACAGCAUCCUGGGCACGCAUUCGAAAUAACCCGAGCUCACAGGACGAGAUGCACAGCUCCUCAUCCUCCAACCCCAGUGACUGAAAACAGCACGAACUACCACGCUGGUGUUCGUUGUGAUGGAUGUGACAAGUGGAUUUAUGGUAUCCGUUACAAGUGUGGCAAUUGUGAAGAUUUCGAUCUGUGCAGCAAGUGUGAAGCAACCGAAGAGCAUAACCCUCAUCAUGUGUUCUUGAAGGUGAAGACACCGUUGAAUAAGAUACUGUCCAAUAUUGUUCCGCUACUGCCAAGCCUGUAUCAAGAAAAGAAAGAAUUCCCUUCGUUUGCUCCCCCACAGAUGAAACAACGAGAAGGCGCUCAGAGUAUUACUACAGCUUCACUUCCAAGGUCACCUAAUGCCAGUUCCUCGCGUACCGUUGACCAGUCUUCGGUAAACGAACUUGACUGCAAACUUGAGAGACUGUCUGUUAGAAGCCUACCAUCUGUUGCCUCUUCCUCUGCUCCUAUUGUAGAGAAACCAUCGGAAGUGUCAGCCAGUGCAUCCGUAGCCUCUCUCUCUCAACCAGAUCUCUUUGCUCGCUUUGUUGACGACGUCAACAUACCCGAUGGAACCAUUGUUGCUGCCAAGUCUCGUUUUUUGAAGAUAUGGAAUAUGGUCAAUGAAGGAUCUCAAGAGUGGCCGCAAGGCACUCAGCUUGUUUUCUGCGGAGGCGAUUCUCUCGCUUCUAGCCCCUCCACUACGACAUUUGCCGUACCCGUUACCAAACCCGGAAAGAACGCUUAUGUUACUGCUGACUUGCAAGCACCGGCCAAGCCUGGUCGAUAUGUUAGCUACUUCCGAUUGAUAACACCCACGGGUACUCGUUUCGGUCAUAGGGUAUGGUGCGAUAUCCUUGUGGAAAAUGAGGAGCAGCAAGGCUCGUCCACCUCAUCCAGUGUGAUGAUUUAUCCCACCUUGACCAACCGCGACGCUGAUGACGAAGACAAGGCCACCAUUCGCACUGAAGAAGGAAGCAGCCACCACGCCAAUAGCAUUAUUGAUUCCUCUGUUGUCACACCCUCCGUUAGAUCUAUGUCGGACAGUGAGGACAAUGAAAGUGAGGACUCUUACUCUGGCUAUGAAGUGUAUGCUGACCCUGAAGCUCCUGGCACUCCAGACGAAGCCAAGGAUUACAUUGUGAUUGAGCAAGAGGAGGAAGAGACCGAGGCUUUCCAUCAUAUUCAAUCUGUCCCUCAUGAAAGCCCGAGCAAUCCCUUUUUGACUGAAAAGGAACAGCAAGAAGAAUUGACCUCCAGCUCCAAGAUUGAAGAAGCUCCACAAGACACAUUGAUUGUCUCCUCUCCCAUUGAUUCUGCCCUAGAGGCUGAGCUAAAGCAACUUCAUGAUAUGGGAUUCUACCACGACACUAUCAAUGUUGAGCUCCUGAAGGCUUUUAACCAUAAUAUGGAAGAAGUCGUAAUGGAGCUCUUGCGUUUGCAGCAGUAG